Messenger RNA from Frankliniella occidentalis (western flower thrips), 3352 nucleotides. It is a transcript of the gene Impbeta11, whose product is annotated as importin-11. Gene Ontology annotation, molecular function: small GTPase binding. The coding region runs from base 165 to 3155 and encodes 996 amino acids. The record is from RefSeq and is a predicted model, not a curated record. Gene Ontology annotation, cellular component: nuclear envelope; cytosol. The transcript has 18 exons. Gene Ontology annotation, biological process: protein import into nucleus. NCBI's taxonomy places the organism in Eukaryota, Metazoa, Arthropoda, Insecta, Thysanoptera, Thripidae.
UCUUAUUUUCUUCCACAUAUUGGAUGUUGGCAACAUUGUGUACAACUUUGAGGAAUCAAAUCAACUAAACUUACCGGAUUAUUAGUACCUCGUUUGUACAUACAGUUCAAAGCGCAUGCUAAUUCAACACUAUGCUCUGAGAAUUCAGCGUUAAACCAACCACCAUGGAUAUGGAGAAAGCCUUAUCUAUGGUGCUUGACACCUUACAAUGUGCUUCCAGUCAAAAUCAAGAAAAUUUUAAACCUGCUGAAAAGAAGUUGCAGGAAUGGGAAACAGAACCAGGAUUCUAUUCUAUCUUAUUGAAUAUUUUUUCUAAUCAUGCCGUUGAAGUAAAUGUAAGGUGGCUUGCUGUCCUAUAUUUUAAAAAUGGUGCUGAAAAAUACUGGAGGAACACUGCUCCAAAUGCCAUAUCUGAAGAGGAGAAGGCAAAACUCAGGCAGGGGCUUGUGGCCAACUUCAGGGAGCCUGUGAGUCCUCUUGCGACUCAGCUAGCUGUUGUCAUUGCGAAGGUUGCUCGUAUGGACUGUCCCAAGGAUUGGCCUGAGCUUGUCCCAACACUUCUGACUGCAGUUAGGGAUGCAGAUCUUUUAGUUCAGCACAGAGCUCUUCUUACAUUACAUCAUGUUGUAAAAACAUUAUCAUCAAAACGGCUUGCUGGUGAUCGACGACUGUUUCAAGAAUUAACAGGAAAUGUUUAUUCUUUUGCGCUAACUCUUUGGAACACUCAUACUGAGUUAUUCCUACAACAAUUUUCUGAGAAUGCUGUAGCAGCUGCACCAUGCUUAGAAAAAGCUCUAUUAGCCUUACGAAUUUUACGAAAACUUACGGUUCAUGGGUUUCUGAAACCUAAUGAAUCUGAGGAUGUUGUGAUUUUUAUUAAUAUGGUGUUUGACCGUGCCAAGACAAUGCUAGAGUGUAGAAAGCAGCUUCCAAGUAAAAGUGGCUUGCGGGACCUGAUAGAGAAGUUUAUCAUUAAUUUGACUAAAGUCUUAAAUUCUGUUCUGGAAACACAUCCAUUUUCUUUUAUUGAUUUUAUUCAGAAAACCCUUGAAUUUACUGUGUUUUACACAUUUAUGUCAGGCAACCAGGAAUGGUUAUUUGAGCGAUUCAAGAUUCAGUGCCUUAAUCUUAUCAAACUUAUUAUGUUAUGUGUGGAGUAUAAGCCUGCUAAAGUUGUUGAAGAAACCAAGGAUCCUAAUACAUUACGUGCCCAUCAAAUCAAGACAUCAUUUUUCACUCCAGAAGUGCUAACUGCAAUCUGUCAGGGCCUUGUUGGUCAUUACUUUCUCCUGACUCAGGAAGAUUUACAGAUGUGGGAUGAAGAUCCAGAAACAUUUGCAAAUGACGAGACUGGAGAAUGUUGGAAGUACAGCUUGAGGCCUUGUACAGAGUGGUUAUUUAUGACUGUUUUCCGUGAAUUCCACACAAUCCUUUCCCCUGUCCUUUUAGCAAUGAUUCAGUCUAACCAUGGUCCUGUUUCUGGCAAUGAUCUCAAUGCUAUACUUGUUAAGGAUGCCGUGUAUUAUGCAGUUGGUCUUGCAGCAUUUGACUUAUAUGAUGUGAUUAAUUUUGAUGAAUGGUUCUUGACUACUCUCCGACAAGAGCUACAGCUACAGGGUGGUCAUUAUCGUGUAUUGCGACGUCGGGUUGCCUGGUUGCUGGGUCAGUGGACCGGUGUUCGAUUUUCAGCCGAGCUAAGACCUGUGUUGUAUAGUGCUAUGUUAUCAUUGUUGCAACCAAAUGAAGAUUUAGUUGUUCGUCUGACUGUGUCACAUGCUUUAAAAUUAGCCAUGGAUGAUUUUGAAUUCAGUACUGAUCAAUUUCUUGAGUACCUGGAGCCUGUUAUUGGGUUAUUAUUUAACCUUUUAAAAGAAUGCAAAGAAUGCGACAGCAAGAUGCAUGUGUUAUAUGUCAUGUCCUUUGUUGUGGAGAGAGUUGGUCAUCCAAUCAGACCCCAUGUAUCCAACCUUAUUCAAUACCUACCUUUGGCUUGGGAAGAAUCCGCAGAACAUAGUAUGUUAAGGUGUGCCAUUGUAUCCACAUUGGUUCAGAUAGUGAAGGCAAUGGCCCAGGAAAGCAAAGUUCUUCACAAUUUUUUGAUGCCAGUCUUAGCACUUUGUACAGACAUGCAGCAAGACUCCAAUGUUUAUCUCAUUGAAGAUGGGCUAGCAUUGUGGCUUGCUUGUGUAGAAAAUGCAACUGAAAUGACAGAUGAGCUUAUGCAACUAUUUCAAAACAUGCCUCCACUUAUUGAAUCCACUACAGAAAAUCUUCGUAUUUGUCUCAUAAUCACACAAGCAUAUGUGCUUUUGUCUCCAGAAUGCUUUCUGAAGGUUUAUGGAGAUACCAUGUUAAAAUCCUGUCAGUAUAUGCUGACUGAUUUACGUCCUGAAGGUGUGGUUAUCAUUAUGAGGUAUUUUGAGUUAUGUUUGAGAGCUGCCCCUCAACUUUCAUGUGAACUGUUGAAGCCUUUGAUCUCACAAGUAAUGAUACAUGUUUGCAAUAUGCAAUGUAAAAGAUAUGAGAAAUCAUGUAAAACCUUUGCUGUAUAUGCCUGUAUUAUUUCUCGAGUUCUACUGUGUUCUAAGGACACUUUUAGUCAGAUGAUGAGGGAAGCUGCUCAGCAGUCUGGUCAGACUGAAGAUCAAUUUUUUGCCACUCUCCUGAUGAGCUGGAACAAAUGGAUGCCUCUUGUAAGUGGUUUGGGGCGUAGAAAAAUUUUGGGCUUGGCCUUAUCCUCUUUACUUACUGUGCAAUCAAGGAUUGUACUUGAUGAGUUCAGUGGAAUUAUUCGUAAUGUUGUUGAAUCAUUAAAUGACAUCACCAAACCAGAUGAAACGGGUGCUCCUAUAGACAUUAUGUGCUGUAGUUUAAGUGUGCCAUCAAGUGAAACUGAUGAGAUUUUUGAUCAUGAAACUGAGCAUGAUCAACGAAUGAAGCGUCUUGCUACACAAGACAUAGUGCACACAGUUGUUCUUAGAGACUACCUUUUGUCCCAACUCAAUGAAUUAAAAACCCAAAUAGGUCUGGAACCAUUGCAACAGUUUCUUAAAAGCCUAGACAGCGAAAUAGCUUCAAUGCUUGAAGAGUACAUGAAUGUAAAUGGUAGGGAGUCCCAUAUUGAGUCUCAUUUCACAGACUUAAGAAUCUCCUGAGCAAGUGGUUUACACCUAAAGGGAAGAGACGAAAAAAUAAAUUAUUGAUUUAUAAUUGAAUCAAAUAGAUUUUUAUCACUGCUUAUUUGGUACUGUUGACCAAUGGAUACAUUUCCUCCUGCUAUUCAAGUAAUAUUGUUAUGAGAAAAUAAUCUUAUAUUAUUAUUAAUAAAAUCCAAUUUUGUUAACAAUGUUAA